ACAAGACAAUGGAUACGAAAUCGUGUGAUUGCAUGAGCUCUAGAUGAGCGAUAGCAUUAUCUUAAAUAUUGCACGGAUUUUUUGACGUCGGCUGUGAGAGUGAGCAGUAAGGGAAGGUCGGCUGUUUUGACAGGUUAUCUGGAGACAAAGCCCGUGUGCGCGUCUCCGCAUCUCCUCCCUGUCAUUGUUCACCCAGGCCCGCCCAUCAUCAACAGCAUCUCCAAGAAAAAGCCGGGCGGAUUGAGAAAAAUCAUCUUAACAUUACCCUGGAGCCCCAUAUAUGUUGAAGAAGCUGGACAGCAUAUGAGAGGUGCAGCUGGUAUUCCCUGGUCCUUCAUCAUCCAUGGAGAGAUUCCUGCAUCAGAGACAGCAAGGACCUCCAUACCUGCCAGCUCAAGCAUCCACAGCAUCACUCUGGGAAAUGACCAGUGUCUCCAUCACGUCACCAGACAACCUAGCUGUUCUCAGUUUUAGUUUUGUUCUAUAAGAUGCUUUAAUAUCACAUCUUUUGCAUUGAGUUACAACUUUCGCCCGCCGUGAUGGACUUCCCAGGUCAUUUUCAGCAUAUUUUCAAACAGCUCAACCAGCAGCGGCUCCACGCCCAGCUGUGUGACUGCCUGGUGGUGGUGGGGGGCCAGACCUUCCAGGCUCACAGCUCCAUCCUGGCAGCCUGCAGCUCUCACUUCAGGGCUCUCCUCUGCUCCAGCGACGGAGACUCGGCCGCUGACAGAAGUUACCCCAAAGUGAUGGAGCUGGAUCCAGAGGUUGUGACCCCAGAGGCCUUCUCCACCCUUCUGGACAUGAUCUACACCUCCACCCUCUCACUCGGAGCCUCCAAUGUGAUGGAUGUGUUACUGGCUGCCUCACACUUGCACCUCAACCCUGUGGUCAAGGCCUGCAAGCUCCACCUGUCCCGGAGAAACUUUCCUCCUUCAGCACCCAAAGGCUGGAAGUCUAUGCAGCAGCAGCAGCAGCCGUGUCCGUGUUCACAGCAGCAGGUCACAUCAGCCAGGGACGGGGACCCGGAUAAGGAGGAUGUGGUGGUGGAGGUGAGUCAGUCCGGUGGGGAUAAAGACAGUGGCGUGAGGACAAAUGAGCAGAGUGCAGUACCAUCACUGAGACAGAAGAGAGAGUCAGAGGAGGACAGGCCUGAUGACAGGAAGAGACUGUGUACGCUACCUGGAGAUAACUAUUGGGAGUGUUCACCUAGUGUGACCAGAAGCACUGAGGAAAGAGGUGGAGGAGAAGGAGGGGGUCUGGCGUCUCCAGACUGCCUAAAAAUGCCUGAGAAUCUCUGGGAAAACCAAGGUGAGGAUGAGGUGGAGCAGAAAUAUGAAGCAGCCAAAGGAGAAUCAGAAGAAAUCCAGCUGCCAACCCAGUCAGACAGCAGCACAGGAGGACUCGGUGUGUGGGAGAAAGGUGAAGAUGCAGAUGGAGACUCUGUGGUCAAAGUAAAAGUGGUAGAAGAGGAAGGUGAUGAGCCAAAGAUGCCAGUGAUUGAGGUGAAAAAGGAAAAUGUGCUCUCAUAUUCCCCCGAUUUAGAAACGAGCCAUUCCCUUCCAUCGCCUUUGCAAGACUGCACAGACAACUUUGAUUCUCAACUAGGUGAUCAGAAAAUGUCCAUGGCUGGCCAUGCAGGAGAUGAUGAUGGAUCUUUACAGUCAUCUCUGUGCACGGAUCUUCACACAGACGCACAGAGACCCGGUGGAGACUUGGGUGACGACACAGUGGAUGGUGAAGGCUUGGAAAGCUUUUCAGAGUUGGCCUUUUCCUGCUUCCUCAAUCCGAGUAGUGAAAAUGUCAUGGGUGGUCUGGAAGAAGAAGACGACAGUCUCGCCAGCCUCACUGCCGCCGCAACUGCUGCUGCUGCCGCUGCUACCAGUGACGCUCCCACUGCUUGUGCUGAUGGAGAUUUACAUAGUGAGAAGUCAGAGGAAGGAUACACCUCUUCUUCCCAGUCCUCCGAUCCGUCAUCUUCUCUCGUUUUUCCAGUAACCUCCGUCCCCUUGCAGCAGAUUCUCCCACCUCAGAGCCCCAGUUUCAGUGACACAAUAAUCCUCCAGCCUACCCAGAAUUCUUUGGCAGGGUUCUUGAGUGGUAUCAGACCGAGCCUCAGUCUGGACGGGUCCCUCGUCCAACCCCCCAAGGCUGGGAAAAGCUCCAGCACUACAACCUUCCGUCGUAUCGCCCCCAAAGUACCACCCGGAUCAGAAGCCGGCGGCGACGCUUCCUCUGGAUCAGCUGGAGACAUUACAGACCGCCCAACCCUAACUAGAGCUUCAGAGGAUGUUCUGUUCAAGUGCAAGAAAGCUGCUGCUGAGGACCACGUGCUGCUGGUUGAAGGGGAGAAGAAAUAUGCCUGUAAGAUCUGCUGCAAGACCUUCAUGAACCUGACGGACUGCAAGAAGCACAUUCGAGUCCACACGGGAGAAAAGCCUUAUCCUUGUCAAAAGUGUGGCAAACGCUUCAGUCAGUCAUCCCACCUCUAUAAACACUCCAAGAACACAUGCAUAACCUGGAAAGAUGGUCAGUCUUUCCCAGACUCUCUGCUCUGAUGUAUGAACUUGGCAAAAGACAAGAAAAUCAUCAACUCUUUUUUUAUUUGAAUUUACAUGAACUCAAAUUUGUCUUUUCUUUCCAUGCCGACUUUAUUUUAAUAACUCCAUGAAGUGAAAGCAAUAAAAUAGCUUACACAUGACUAAAGGCAUGAAUUCAUUCAAACCACAGAUGUAAAAAGUAAUGAGUAUAAAUGUUGCAUUUCUUUGAUGAUGAAGACAUAAUCCUAAAGAAAACAUACAUACUUUUAAACUUGAUUUUAAGAUUUUAUUCUGGAGGGGAGGGUGUCCAACUUCAUACAGAACUAAAGUGUCCUGCUGUUUAUUAAGUCUAAAGUGCUGAUCAUGUGAUGCUAAUUUGUACUUCAUGGAUCACCGUUAGAAAGGGAGCUAUGAGCAUUGAC
Cololabis saira (Pacific saury) is the source of this 2959-nucleotide messenger RNA. RefSeq names its product zinc finger and BTB domain-containing protein 5-like. Gene Ontology annotation, biological process: regulation of transcription by RNA polymerase II. Gene Ontology annotation, cellular component: nucleus. Lineage: Eukaryota; Metazoa; Chordata; Actinopteri; Beloniformes; Belonidae. The coding region runs from base 540 to 2555 and encodes 671 amino acids. The record is from RefSeq and is a predicted model, not a curated record. The transcript is spliced from 2 exons. Gene Ontology annotation, molecular function: RNA polymerase II cis-regulatory region sequence-specific DNA binding; protein binding; DNA-binding transcription factor activity, RNA polymerase II-specific.